UAGACAUAUUAAUGCCUCUUGUAAGACUGUGAUUGCAAUAGAAGAUCAUAAGUUUACAAUCGGUUUCAUGUUCUCUUCCCCACAGGAGAGAGACAUGACUAUCCUGGAUCCUCUGGGGAGCCUCAACAGCAUCCUGAUGCUGACGAGGCUGAGAAGAGUCUCUCCAGAUCAGAACACCAGAUGGACAACGCUAGCCCUUCCUCCCUCCCAGAGUCCCUGUGUCAUGCCUCUCCCGGUAGCACCUUACUGCUGGGUAUGAAGAGGUUGUCUGUGCUGCUGGUGGACUGCAGGAAAACAACGGGGCUGAGUGGAACUGUGAGAGGAGGAGAAGAGAAGAAAGGAUCAGAUUUGACUUAUCAAAGAGGAAAACCGAACUUGGAGGAACCAGCGACGUCCAAACCAGCAAGACGACACCUCUGCUCCCAUUGUGGAAAAAGUUUUAACCAGUUAGUUAGCUUGAAAAGACAUGAGAGGGUACACAUAGGAGCGAAGCCACACCAUUGCUCCCAGUGUGAAAAGAGUUUUAAGCGGUUAGACACCCUCAAAGCUCAUGAGAGAAUACACACAGGGGAGAAGCCAUACUAUUGCGCCCAGUGUGGAAAGAGUUUUACGCAAUUAGGAAGCCUGAAAGAACACACAAGACUGCACACAGGGGAGAAGCCUUACCACUGCUCCCAGUGUGGAAAGAGUUUUAACCAGUCGGGAAGCCUGAAAGCUCAUGAGCGAAUCCACACAGGGGAGAAGCCUUACCACUGCUCCCAGUGUGCAAAGCGUUUUAUCCAAUUAGGAAGUCUGAAAGAACACAUGAGACUGCACACAGGGGAGAAGCCUUACCACUGCUCCCAGUGUGCAAAGCGUUUUGCCCAUUUAGGAAACCUGAAAGAACACAUGAGGCUGCACACAGGGGAGAAGCCUUACCACUGCUUCUGGUGUUCAAAGUGCUUUACCCAUUUAGGAAACCUGAAAGCUCAUGAGCGAAUACACACAGGGGAGAAGCCUUACCGCUGCUCCCACUGUGGAAAGCAUUUUAACUAUUCAGGAAAGCUGAAAGAACACAUGGGACUGCACACAGGAGAGAAGCCUUACAAAUGCUCAGACUGUGGGAAGACAUAUUACUCAUUACAGUCACUUAAACAUCAUGUACGAAUCCACACAGGAGAGAAUAAUUACUUAUCCUAUCUGCGUUAUCCACUCAAGUCAGCAGAGAGCGAUAUGAGUCUUUCAGGUGAUGCUGCUUGCGUGACGUAUAAUCUAGUGGACGGAACUGGAGGCUUCUUCAACAGCGACAAAAGGCUUCUGAUUCAACGAACGCUAAUCGACCGGAGCAUGAGCUCACAAAGCUCGACCGAGAAAGAAGCUCUGGUGAAAGGAGAGGAAGGAGCUUUCAGGAUGAAAAGGGAGGAAGAGGACGCAAUCACAUUGCAAGAAGAAGAGGAUGAUAUUACAGUGAAAGAGGAAGAUGGGAAAGAGGUUGUCAAAGUGGAAGGGGAGGAGGUAGAAGCUUUCAGAAUCAAAAACGAGGAAGAUGCCAUAACAUUGAAAGAAGAGAAUGUAGUGAAAGAAGAGGAAGAACCUUUUAGAGUAAAAGAGGAAGAGGAGGCUAUCUCAAUCAAAAAGGAGGAAGACGUUUUGGGAGUGAAAGCGGAGGAGGCUGAAGAUCAGACUACCACCAACGCUAGCCCUUCCUCCCUCCUGGAGUCCCCGUGUCGUACCUCUCCCGGUAGCGCCUUACUGCUGGGUAUGAAGAGGUUGUCUGUGCUAAUGGUGGACUGCAGGAAAACAACGGGGCUGAGUGUAACUGUGAGAGGAGGAGAAGAGAUGAAAGGAUCAGAUUUGACUCAAAGAGAAAGACCAGACUCAGUGGAACCAGAGCCAGGGACGUCCAAACCCGCAAGACGACACCAGUGCUCCCACUGUGAAAAGGGUUGUAACCGGUUAUGGGACCUGAAACAACAUGAGAGAAUACACACAGGGGAGAAGCCAUACCACUGCUCCCAGUGUGGAGAGUGUUUCUACUGGUCAAGGGAUCUGAAAAAACAUGAGAGAAUUCACACAGGGGAGAAGCCUUAUCACUGCUCCCAGUGUGGAAAGUGUUUCUACUGGUCAGGGGAUCUGAAAAAACAUGAGAGAAUUCACACAGGGGAGAAGCCUUACCACUGCCCCCAGUGUGGAAAGAUGUUUAAAUGGAAGGGGAACCUGAAAUCCCAUGAGAGAAUUCACUCAGGGGAGAAGCCUUAUCAUUGCUCACAAUGUGGAAAGAUGUUUUACCAAAAAGGACACCUGAAAGCUCAUGAGACAUUUCACACGGGGGAGAAGCCUUACCACUGCCCCCAGUGUGGAAAGGGUUUUAACGAUUUGGGGAAGCUGAAACGGCACGCGAGAAUUCACACAGGGGAGAAGCCUUACCACUGCUCCCAGUGUGGCAAGUGUUUUAACCAGUUAGGGAGCCUGAAACGACAUGAGAAAAUACACCGAGGGGAGAUGUAUUACCACUCCUACCAGGGUGCAAAGCUUUUGCCCAUUCAUGACUAUGGUGGAUCCUCUGCGGAGCCUCAACAACAUCCUGAUGCUGACGAGGCAGAGAAGAGUCUCUCUAGAUCAGAACACCAGAUGGACAACGCUAGCCCUUCCAGCCUCCCGGAGUCCAUGUGUCGUGCCUCUCCCGGUAGCACCUUACUGCUGGGUAUGAAGAGGUUGCCUGUGCUGCUGGUGGACUGCAGGAAAACAACGGGGCUGAGUGGAACUGUGAGAGGAGGAGAAGAGAUGAAAGGAUCAGAUUUGACUCAUCAAAGAGAAAGACCAGACUCAGAGGAACCAGAACCAGGGAUGUCCAAACCAGCAAGAAGACACCAGUGCUCUUACUGUGGAAAGGGUUGUAACAGGUUAGGGGCCCUGAAACAGCACGAGAGAAUACACACAGGGGAGAAGCCUUUCCACUGCUCCCAGUGUGGCAAGUGUUUCAGCCGGUCAGAAACCCUGAAAGCCCAUGGGAUAGUACAUACAGGGGAGAAGCCUUACCACUGCUCCCAGUGUGGCAAGUGUUUUAACCGGUUAUGGGCCCUGAAACAGCACGAGAGUAUACACACAAGGGAGAAGCCUUACCACUGCUCCCAGUGUGGGAAGUGUUUCGGCAGGUCAGAAUUCCUGAAAGCCCAUGAGCUAGUACAUACAGGGGAGAAGCCUUACCACUGCUCCCACUGCGAGAAGUGUUUUAAGCGGUUAAGGAAUCUGAAAGACCAUGAAAGAAUACACACAGGGGAGAAGCCUUACCACUGCUCCCAGUGUGGCAAGUGUUUUAAGCAGUUAGGGAAUCUGAAAGACCACGAAAGAAUACACACAGGGGAGAAGCCUUACCACUGCUCCCAGUGUGGCAAGUGUUUUAAGCGGUUAGGGAACCUGAAACGACACGGGCUAGUACAAGGGGAGAAGCCUUACCACUGCUCCCAGUGUGGCAAGUGUUUCAACCAUUCAGGGAAUCUGAAACAGCACGAGAGAAUACACGCAGGAGAGAAGCCUUACUGCUGCUCCCAGUGUGGAAGGAGUUUUUACCAUAAAAACAGCCUGAACCAACAUGAGAAAAUACACAGAUGGGAGAUGCAUUACCACUCCACCCAGGGUGCAAAGCUUUUGCCCAUUUAGGAAGCCUGAAAGAGCAUGACACAGAGAAUGUUUACAAAAGCUUAGACUUUGGGAAAACAUAUUACUCAUAACAAUCACUUAAACGUCAUUAGAGAAUCCACACAGGAGAGAGAAAUUGCUUCUCUUAGCAUGUAUAUUGAUAUUUCACAUCUCAUUUUUCUUACAAUUCAUCAGAGAACAUACCCAGUGCUCCCGUUGUCUUAUAUUGUUGCCUAUAAUGUGUUGACCUGUUUUUACCAUAUGAAAUUGAUGAGGAAUUUAAAAACUGUAUGUUUGAAAAACUUGGGGCCAAAGGAGUGGCUAAUAAGUCUGGCUGCACAUCUGGCUGGCUUACAUACUGCAAAUUGAGAAAUGAUGUGACCUAUUAUGUGACACAUAAUUUGCAUGUAAUCAAAUUUAUUACGAAGCCAUAAUGAAAUACAUACACAGGUGCUGUUCCAAUUGACUCAAAUGAUGUCAAUUAGCCUAUCAGAAGCUAUAGACAUAAUUUUCUGGCAUUUUCCAAGGCUGU
This is a messenger RNA of Oncorhynchus kisutch (coho salmon), 4150 nucleotides long. RefSeq names its product zinc finger protein 420-like. Gene Ontology annotation, cellular component: nucleus. Gene Ontology annotation, biological process: regulation of transcription by RNA polymerase II. NCBI's taxonomy places the organism in Eukaryota, Metazoa, Chordata, Actinopteri, Salmoniformes, Salmonidae. Gene Ontology annotation, molecular function: RNA polymerase II cis-regulatory region sequence-specific DNA binding; DNA-binding transcription factor activity, RNA polymerase II-specific. The record is from RefSeq and is a predicted model, not a curated record.